AUGGCCGACGACGACGUGCUGUUCGAGGACGUGUACGAGCUCUGCGAGGUGAUCGGCAAGGGUCCCUUCAGCGUCGUGCGGCGAUGCAUCAACAGGGAGACGGGGCAGCAGUUCGCCGUCAAGAUCGUCGAUGUAGCAAAAUUCACUUCAAGUCCUGGAUUAAGCACAGAAGAUCUGAAGAGAGAAGCCAGUAUUUGUCACAUGCUGAAGCAUCCUCACAUUGUUGAACUCUUGGAGACAUACAGCUCAGAUGGAAUGCUUUAUAUGGUCUUUGAGUUUAUGGAUGGAGCAGACCUCUGUUUUGAAAUUGUGAAGAGAGCAGAUGCUGGAUUUGUCUACAGCGAGGCUGUAGCCAGUCAUUACAUGAGACAGAUACUGGAAGCUCUACGUUACUGUCAUGAUAAUAAUAUAAUUCACAGAGAUGUGAAGCCACACUGUGUACUGCUUGCCUCAAAAGAGAAUUCAGCCCCGGUAAAGCUUGGUGGCUUUGGGGUAGCAAUUCAAUUAGGAGAGUCUGGGCUAGUUGCUGGAGGACGUGUAGGAACACCUCACUUUAUGGCUCCAGAAGUGGUAAAAAGAGAACCAUAUGGGAAGCCUGUAGAUGUUUGGGGUUGUGGUGUGAUCCUGUUUAUCCUGCUAAGUGGUUGUUUGCCUUUUUAUGGAACCAAGGAAAGAUUAUUUGAAGGCAUUAUUAAAGGCAAAUACAAGAUGAAUCCUAGGCAAUGGAGCCAUAUUUCUGAAAGUGCCAAAGAUCUGGUACGCCGCAUGCUUAUGCUGGAUCCAGCAGAAAGGAUAACAGUGUAUGAAGCCCUGAAUCACCCCUGGUUAAAGGAGAGAGAUCGCUAUGCAUACAAGAUUCAUCUUCCAGAAACAGUAGAACAAUUGAGAAAAUUCAAUGCAAGACGAAAACUAAAGGGGGCAGUACUAGCAGCUGUGUCAAGCCACAAAUUCAACUCCUUCUAUGGUGACCCCCCUGAAGAGCUGCCAGACUUCUCUGAAGACCCCACCUCCUCAGGACUUCUAGCAGCAGAAAGAGCAGUCUCACAGGUGCUGGACAGCCUGGAAGAAAUUCAUGCACUUACAGACUGCAGUGAAAAAGACUUAGAUUUUCUUCACAGUGUUUUCCAGGAUCAGCAUCUUCACACGUUACUAGAUCUUUAUGACAAAAUAAACACAAAAUCUUCACCACAAAUCAGGAAUCCUCCAAGUGAUGCUGUACAGAGAGCCAAAGAGGUAUUGGAAGAAAUUUCAUGUUACCCAGAGAACAAUGAUGCAAAGGAGCUAAAGCGUAUUCUAACACAACCUCAUUUCAUGGCCUUACUUCAAACCCAUGAUGUAGUGGCACAUGAAGUUUACAGUGACGAAGCUCUGAGAGUUACUCCUCCUCCCACCUCUCCCUACCUGAACGGGGACUCCCCGGAGAGCGCCAACGGCGACAUGGACAUGGAGAACGUAACGCGGGUCCGCCUGGUGCAGUUCCAGAAGAACACGGAUGAGCCCAUGGGAAUCACUUUAAAAAUGAAUGAGCUGAACCACUGCAUUGUGGCAAGAAUUAUGCACGGAGGAAUGAUUCACCGGCAAGGUACGCUACAUGUAGGGGAUGAAAUCAGAGAGAUAAAUGGAAUCAGUGUGGCAAAUCAAACUGUAGAACAACUACAAAAAAUGCUUAGGGAAAUGCGUGGAAGUAUUACCUUCAAGAUAGUGCCAAGUUACCGCACGCAGUCUUCAUCCUGUGAGAGAGAUUCCCCCUCUACAUCCAGACAGUCCCCCGCUAAUGGUCAUAGCAGCACUAACAAUUCUGUUUCGGACUUGCCAUCGACAACACAACCAAAAGGAAGACAGAUCUAUGUAAGAGCACAAUUUGAAUAUGAUCCAGCAAAGGAUGACCUCAUUCCUUGCAAAGAAGCUGGCAUCAGAUUCCGAGUUGGUGAUAUUAUCCAAAUCAUUAGCAAAGAUGAUCAUAACUGGUGGCAGGGUAAACUUGAGAACUCCAAAAAUGGUACUGCAGGUCUUAUUCCUUCUCCUGAACUUCAGGAAUGGCGAGUUGCUUGUAUUGCCAUGGAGAAGACCAAACAAGAGCAACAGGCCAGCUGUACUUGGUUUGGAAAGAAAAAAAAGCAGUACAAAGACAAAUAUUUGGCAAAGCACAAUGCAGUGUUUGAUCAAUUAGAUCUCGUCACAUAUGAAGAAGUAGUAAAGCUGCCAGCAUUCAAAAGGAAAACACUAGUCCUACUAGGUGCGCACGGUGUCGGGAGAAGACACAUAAAAAACACACUCAUCACAAAACAUCCGGACAGAUUUGCUUACCCCAUUCCUCACACAACCAGACCUCCAAAGAAAGAUGAAGAAAAUGGCAAAAAUUACUACUUUGUAUCACAUGACCAAAUGAUGCAGGAUAUAUCAAACAAUGAAUAUUUGGAAUAUGGCAGCCAUGAGGAUGCAAUGUAUGGGACAAAACUGGAAACAAUACGAAAGAUCCAUGAGCAGGGACUAAUUGCAAUACUUGAUGUAGAACCUCAGGCAUUGAAGGUCCUGAGAACUGCAGAGUUUGCUCCUUUUGUUGUUUUUAUUGCUGCACCUACGAUUACCCCAGGCAUUAAUGAGGACGAAUCCCUUCAGCGCCUGCAGAAGGAAUCCGAAAUCUUACAGAGAACGUAUGCACACUACUUUGACCUAACAAUUAUCAACAAUGAGAUUGAUGAAACCAUCAGGCACCUGGAGGAAGCCAUCGAGCUCGUGUGCACAGCCUCCCAGUGGGUCCCGGUCUCCUGGGUCUACUAGACCGGGAAUGAGAGAAUUGAGGAGAAGAAAAAGAAAAAAAAAAAAAUCUGUCAUUACUGGGAACCACCUCAUACAUGGAAAACCUCUUCGUUAUUGACCUUGUGUCAACAGGUCU
This is a messenger RNA of Cinclus cinclus, 2896 nucleotides long. RefSeq names its product calcium/calmodulin dependent serine protein kinase (gene CASK). Gene Ontology annotation, biological process: protein phosphorylation; regulation of neurotransmitter secretion. Lineage: Eukaryota; Metazoa; Chordata; Aves; Passeriformes; Cinclidae. The transcript is spliced from 27 exons. Bases 1 to 2781 code for a protein of 926 amino acids. Gene Ontology annotation, molecular function: signaling receptor binding; protein kinase activity; ATP binding. The record is from RefSeq and is a predicted model, not a curated record. Gene Ontology annotation, cellular component: cell-cell junction; plasma membrane; basolateral plasma membrane.